This is a messenger RNA of Pediculus humanus corporis (human body louse), 1179 nucleotides long. RefSeq lists its product as uncharacterized. Bases 1 to 1179 code for a protein of 392 amino acids. The record is from RefSeq and is a predicted model, not a curated record. Gene Ontology annotation, biological process: proteasome-mediated ubiquitin-dependent protein catabolic process. Lineage: Eukaryota; Metazoa; Arthropoda; Insecta; Psocodea; Pediculidae. The transcript has 7 exons. Gene Ontology annotation, molecular function: ubiquitin protein ligase activity; protein binding. Gene Ontology annotation, cellular component: nucleus; cytoplasm; GID complex.
AUGGAGGCGUGCAACGCAGUUGAGAAAGAAGUUGAUAAAGUAAUUACAAAAUUUAGUGGUAUACAUGAGCAUUCUGAAAAAACUCUACAUGAUUUAUCUAAUCAUAUAGAAGCUCUUAAAAAAAAAAUGGAUGAAAGUCCUCCUGGUCAUGAACUCACUGUAGCUCAAAUUUUAAUUAUGAAACAAACAGUAAAUCGAGUACGUGAGUCUGUGCAUAGAUUAGCUGCUGAUCAUAGGGAUUUGCACAGCACUGUGUCCAAAGUGGGCAAAGCAAUAGACAGGAAUUUUGUUUCUGACUUUGCAUCAACUAGUAAAGAAGAUGUGUUUAAUGGGCAAGAAAAAAUACAGUUAUUGAAUCAAGUCAUAUGUCAGCAUUUUUACAGACAAGGAAUGUUAGAAAUAGCAGAAGAGCUUUCAAAAGAAGCUGGAAUAAAAACCGAGGAGGGUAGUAAGGAACCAUUUACAGAAUUGAACAAAAUUUUAGAUUGUUUAAGGCAGCACGAUUUGGAGCCAGCAUUGGAAUGGGCAAGAGCGAGAAGGGAAAAUUUGGAAGCACAAAAUUCAAGUUUAGAAUUUAAAUUGCAUAGAUUACAUUUUAUAGGUUUGCUUCAAGGCGGAUUAGCUAAGCAAACCGAAGCUGUUCAGUAUGCUAGAAAACAUUUUCAUCAAUUUGUAAAUAGACAUGAAAAAGAAAUUCAAAAUUUAAUGGGAAUGUUUUUGUAUUUACCUCAAGGUUUGGCCUCAUCACCUUAUCACUACCUCCUCGAUCCCACAUUAUGGGCUGAAAUAUAUGAAAUAUUUACAAAGGAUGCUUGCACUUUAUUAGGUUUAAGCGUUGACAGUCCUCUUUCAGUUUGUAUAAAUGCAGGAUGCACUGCCUUACCAGCUUUAUUAAACAUAAAUCAGGUUAUGUUACAACGUCAAGUUACUGGCAUCUGGAAUGGAAAAGAUGAAUUACCCAUUGAAAUUGAUUUGGGUCAAGAAAAUUUAUAUCAUUCAGUAUUUGCUUGUCCUAUAUUAAGACAGCAGAGUACGGAAACAAAUCCUCCGAUGAGAUUGGUGUGCGGUCACGUGAUAUCAAGAGAUGCACUUAAUAAAUUAACAAGCGGGAACAAAUUAAAAUGUCCAUAUUGUCCGAUGGAACAAAAUCCAGCAGAUGCGAGAUUAGUUUAUUUUUAA